AUGGAGAUCAGCGAUGAGCAGAGGAUGGAGAUGUCCAUCGUGGAGCGCCACCAUCUUCCUCCUUCCUCGCAUGGCAAUGGAGAUGCCGAGACCGACGUGGAGGAGGAGCAUCUGUGGCCAACGAAAGAUGGCCCUCUUCCAAUAUUCCUCAAGUUUGAGAAUGUUGAGUACAGGGUGAAGAUGACUUUGAAGAACCCCCUCACAGCUGCAAGAGUGGCCUUUGCAUCCCAUAUGAGGGUGGAUCAGGGCAGCAGCAGCAAGCACAUCCUCAAGGGCAUUGCGGGGAGUGUGGACCCUGGUGAGAUCCUGGCGCUGAUGGGCCCAUCUGGCAGUGGCAAGACCACCUUGCUCAAGAUCCUGGGAGGCAGGCUCAGUGGUGGCAUCAAGGGCCAGAUUACCUACAAUGACACCCCCUACAACCCCCAUCUCAAGAAAAGGAUUGGAUUUGUGACUCAAGACGACGUCCUCUUCCCACAGCUAACGGUGGAGGAGACCCUCGUGUUCGCCGCGUUCUUGAGGCUCCCUGCUCGCAUGUCCAAGCAGCAAAAGCGCGACAGGGUCGAUGCCAUCAUCACCGAGCUGAAUCUAGAGAGGUGCCGGCACACCAAGAUCGGCGGAGCGUUCGUGAGGGGGGUGUCAGGAGGCGAGAGGAAGAGGACCAGCAUCGGGUACGAGAUCCUCGUCGACCCAUCGCUGCUGCUCCUCGAUGAGCCCACCUCCGGGCUCGACUCCACCUCAGCGAGCAAGCUCAUCCUCAUCCUCCAGCGCCUCGCCAAGACGCGUAGGACGAUCAUCACGACGAUCCACCAGCCGUCGAGCCGGAUGUUCCACAUGUUCGACAAGCUGCUGCUCAUCUCCGACGGCCACGCCAUCUACCACGGCAAGGCCCGGGACUGCAUGCACCACUUCUCCUCGCUGGGGUUCGUCCCGGAGAUCCCCAUGAACCCCGCCGAGUUCCUGCUGGACCUCGCCACGGGCAACCUCGACGACAUCAGCGUCCCCGAGGCGCUGCGCGGCUCGCCGGACCCCCAGGAGUUCAGGUCCCACGUGAUCAGGCACCUGCAACUCAAGUACAGGUCCGCCGCCUCCGCCGGUGGCGCCGAGGCGGCGGCGAGGAGGGCGCCCAUGGAGCAGUUGCGGUUGGCGGUGCGGGCGCGCAAGGACCGGCGGGGCAUUGGGUGGUUCCAGCAGUUCGCGGUGCUGUCCCGGCGCACGUUCAGGGAGCGCGCCUCCGACUACCUGGACAAGAUGCGGCUCGCGCAGGCCGUCGGCGUGGCGCUCCUCCUCGGCCUCCUCUGGUGGAAGUCCAAGACCGGCAACGAGGCCCAGCUGCGCGACCAGGUGGGGCUCAUCUUCUACAUCUGCAUCUUCUGGACGUCGUCGUCGCUGUUCGGCUCCGUCUACGUGUUCCCGUUCGAGAAGCUGUACCUGGUGAAGGAGCGCAAGGCGGACAUGUACCGGCUGAGCGCCUACUACGCCAGCAGCACGCUGUGCGACGCCGUGCCGCACGUCGUGUACCCGGUGCUCUUCAUGGCCAUCCUCUACUUCAUGGCCGACCUCCGGCGGACGGUGCCGUGCUUCUUCCUGACGCUGCUCGCCACGCUGCUGAUCGUGUUCACGAGCCAGGGCACCGGGGAGCUGCUGGGCGCGGCCAUCCUGAGCGUGAAGCGCGCGGGGGUGAUGGCGUCGCUGGUGCUCAUGCUCUUCCUCCUCACCGGCGGGUACUACGUGCAGCACAUCCCCAAGUUCAUCCGGUGGCUAAAGUACGUGUCCUUCAUGCACUACGGGUUCAACCUGCUGCUCAAGGCGCAGUACCACGGGCACCUGACAUACGACUGCGGCAGCCGCGGCGGGUGCCAACGGCUGCAGUCGUCGCCGUCGUUCGACACCGUGGACCUCGACGGCGGCAUGCGCGAGGUCUGGAUCCUGCUCGCCAUGGCGCUCGCCUACCGACUCCUCGCCUACUUCUGCCUCCUCAAGCGGAUCAGCUUCAUGCCCUUGUGA
Panicum hallii is the source of this 2004-nucleotide messenger RNA. RefSeq names its product ABC transporter G family member 26. Gene Ontology annotation, molecular function: ATP binding; ATP hydrolysis activity; ABC-type transporter activity. The transcript is spliced from 5 exons. The coding region runs from base 1 to 2004 and encodes 667 amino acids. Gene Ontology annotation, cellular component: membrane. Lineage: Eukaryota; Viridiplantae; Streptophyta; Magnoliopsida; Poales; Poaceae. The record is from RefSeq and is a predicted model, not a curated record.